Phytophthora megakarya is the source of this 1983-nucleotide messenger RNA. The record is from the annotation of a GenBank genome assembly. NCBI's taxonomy places the organism in Eukaryota, Oomycota, Peronosporomycetes, Peronosporales, Peronosporaceae.
AUGAUCACCAUGCCUCCACCAACGCUCGAACCAGACGAGAACAUCUUGGUGGUGAGUUUUGACGGAUCUGCGCGAGUGAAGCGCAGCGGCGGUGCAUAUAGCGCAGUCGUGUGGAAACUCCCGGAGUGGACGGUGGUGGAAGCCAUGUCGGAGUACAUGCCGGACUUGACAGUGAACGAGGCAGAAUACCGUGGACUGAUUCUGGGUUUCGACUUGCUCUCGACCUUGGACAGGGGGCGCGUUUGGGGAGACUCGAACUUGGUGAUUCUUCAGAUGCAGAGUGAGAUGGACUGCAAAGCACCAGGCCUGCAACCGCUCCGACAGAAGGCGUUGAAUCGCCUACAGUCGUGGGCGAAACACGAGUUCCUCCACGUGAAGCGGGAAUGGAAUCAGAGUGCGGACAAGAUGGCAAGUGCGGCACUGCAACGAGAAAAAGGCGAAAUAGUCACCUCAGAGGACGAUCGCCAGGACUUGAUCACCGUCAACCGACUGGGGGAAAUGCUGAAGCCAAAGUUGAUCGAGACAGUCGUCAGCGUAAACGAAAUCACGCGAGUCGCUGAGAGACAACGACACACACCGAAAGCGAUGGAAGAAUCUAUCAUACAGCGCAUACGGUGUCAGAGGAUUAGGCAAGCUCAAGAUGAAGAGUGGAUUGCGGAUCUGAAGAAGUACCUGGACGGGGAAGUGAGUGCCUUGACAGCAGAAGAGGCGAAGGCAUGCUCGAAGAUAGCCGCGAGUUAUGAAGUAGACGAGAAUUCUUCUUUUGCCCUAAGACGCUGCAGCGAGACGAGCGAGACUUUCUUCACCAUUAUCAUGCCAGUCUGGAGGGAGGCCAUCAAGGCGUCGGAAGGACGUGCCGGAGGAUCCAAGCGAACUUUCACUGGCGUGGGCUGUAUCGAAGUGUACAACGUUACGUGGGGGAAUGCACCGAUUGCGAAACCGGGAAAGGAAAGCCAACGGGCCAAGGAGAAUCACCAGGAAAUAUCCAGGGUGAUCUCCAUGGACCACAUUCCGUCGUUGCCGAAGUCAUUCAAGGGGAACACCGAACUGCUGAUUUGGGCCGACUUGUUCGCCUGUUAUGUAAUAGCCAAGGCUGGUCCGUCGAGAGAGACGCAGGCAGUUGAGAAUUACGAGGAAUGCGCCUUCCGUCGUUUCGGCGCAAGCGAAGUCAUCAGACAUGACCGGGAGCCGGGCUUUAUGUCGGACUUUUUCCGUGCCUUCAACCGGAUCGUGAAAAUGAGACAGAGCUCAACAAUGGCUUACCGCCCACAAAGGAACAAGGCCGAGCGAACGGUACAAACCCUAACACGAGCCCUGAAGAUGUACGUUGCAGACGUCAACCAGCAAGACUGGGACGGCUAUGCAGAGCGGUUGACGUUUGCGCUGAAUACGGCACACGAUCGAGUGAGGGGAGAAAUGUCGUUCUUCUUAGUCCAUGGAUGGGACCCGCGGUCGACACUUGAAGCAGUUGUUUCGGUGGAAUCGACACGCCGCCGCGAUGGCGAUGCACGGAGAUGGAGGUACCACAUACAGGGACAGUACCGCAGAGCCAGGGAAGCAGUCAACGAGAAUCUGCGCGAGGCGAUCAAGUCUAGAGCCGACCAACACAACGAAAACGUCAGACCACACCGAAUUGAGGAAGGUACACAAAUGCGGCUUUACCUGGACCGCGUAAAAAAGGCUACGCUCCUCGCACACAUGUGGCAUGGGCCGUUCCGCGUAACCGAGCUGAUCGGCAAUCACGCAGCUCGUCUCGAGACCGCCGGCUCAGGGUAUCGAAUCUUCCCGAUAGUACAUCUGUCGAAGUUGAAGCCGGUGCGAACAUUCCCUGAUCGGGCAAAGGUUGUUCUGAACACUGAAGACGAUGAUCGGGUAGAUAUCGAUGAAGAACAGCUGCCUGACGAUAGCUGGGACACUCCACUGGACGAAGACGAAUUCGAGGUAGAACGGAUCGCGGAUGUGCGAGCGGGGAGACGCACCUGA